Messenger RNA from Diachasma alloeum, 813 nucleotides. RefSeq names its product piggyBac transposable element-derived protein 4-like. The transcript has 2 exons. Bases 1 to 813 code for a protein of 270 amino acids. The record is from RefSeq and is a predicted model, not a curated record. NCBI's taxonomy places the organism in Eukaryota, Metazoa, Arthropoda, Insecta, Hymenoptera, Braconidae.
AUGGCUAGAAAAGUGCGUGAUACUGACGAAAUACAAAGACUUCUAGAAAGAUCAGAGCUCCAGGAUUCUGAUUCAGAUAACGGUUAUGCCGACAGCAGUGAUGAACCGGACUCCAGCGAGUUCCAUCAGACAGACUGUGUGGGUACGCUUCGUAUAAAUAGAAAGCAUAUUCCGGCAGUCGUAAGUGAAAAGAAACUGAAGAAGGGGGAGAUUAUUGCUCGCCACGAUGGUGAUAUCACUGUUAUGAAAUGGUACGACAAGAAGAAUGUUACAAUGAUUUCAACUUUCCAUGAUGCUUCAAUGGAUGUUGUCACUAAGAGAGGAAAGGAGAAAGAGAAGCCAAAGUGUAUUUUAGAGUACAAUAAGUAUAUGGGUGGAGUUGAUCUUCAUGACCAGUUGAUGCAGCCAUUUCUUCUAGAGCGUAAGAAAUCUAAUAAAUGGUACAUAAAACUGUUCAAAAGAUUUUUGAAUUCGUCAGUUGUCAAUGCCUACAUUAUUUACCAGAAAAGAACAGGGACGAAUGUUGGUCAAUUAGACUUCAGGACAGAGCUCAUCAAUGAGAUUCUGAUAAAGUACAAUGCUGGGAGGGGUCAGACAAAUCGUCCGGAUCCAACAGAUUUGAGACGACUCAGUGGACGACAUUUCAUCAGGAAAAUCCCCAAGACUCAUAUAGAGAAGACACUUCAAAGAAGAUGUAUCGUCUGUACUAAGCAUGGCCGUAAAAAGACCUCAGUGUACUGGUGUGAAGAGUGUAAUAUUGGUCUCUGUGUAGAUGGGUGUUUCGAAGCUUAUCACACCAAAGAAUAUUAUUGA